AUGCCCAACAUCUCAUUUUCAGGAGCCAAGAAACGAAAGACACGCCACUCAGGCUACAUCUUCAAGAUGGCGCGGCGAGAACCCGGUGUCACACAGCUGGGGCUUGCAUCAAGCGGUCUGCUAUCGCUCGUUGACGAACUGCUUCUUAACAUCAUCGAUCAAAUCGACGCUCACGAGACAUUAUACAACCUUGCUGCAACAUGUAUGCGCUUCCAGGGUCUCAUCGAGCCCUAUAUUUGGCGAUCGUUGCUGGUGCUCAAGGGGGAUCACGCACGCCGGAUCGCUGCGGCACUGGACAGUCGUGCAGAUCGUAUAGACUACAUUCAAGAAUUGUCUAUCCGAUACAGAGAUGAGUACAGGGAUGGGAUAGAAGAGUUGAACCAUUUCAUGGCCUUGAUGAGUAGGCUGCGUCAUCUGACCAUUGAAACCCCAUGUCCGAAUAACACAGAGUGGAGGCAGGGCAUGUACUUCGAUGGAUGGUCGCGGAUUGAUUAUACGAAUUUACUGGCUGCAGCCGUGUAUCCUAGAUUGGAAAUGCCACUUACGCUACCUGCAUUACAAUCGUUGACAUUGCAUGCACAUAAUGCUGGUGCUCAAAAGUUCGUCCUCGGUCGCGCAGUAGCCAUGUUCAGGCACCCUACCUUACGAACGAUCAAUCUGUCUUGCUUGAAUUUCGACGGGGACAUUCUUUCAGAGGAUGAGCUAGCGGAGUGUCGCAAGUCGACUGCCCUGCAGUCCUUGACGUUGAUUGAAUGUAAUGUCAACGUCCACUUUCUCGAAUAUGUCCUCAGCCUACCGAAAGCUCUCAAGGAACUCUCCAUCGGCGAGAGACUCUUCACCUUUGACGAAUGCGAACCCUCCAAGGAUCCGACAACACGCACAUCUUCUCCCGUAUUUCUCAAGGCACUGCAACAGCAAGCAGACUCGCUGAAGAGGUUGGUGCACGUCGGUGGCAAAGUAGCGAACAUGCCACCUCUUCAAAAAGACCCCAGCGGCGCUGCAGGUGCUGCAAAGCUUCGCUCCCUAGUAAACCUCGAAUACCUUGAGCUGGGCCUCGAAUCGCACCUCUACUACUACCUCCGCCAAGAUGGUGGAUUCCCGCCUGCUCUCAAGACUCUGAAACUGACAAACGCGGCCAUAUCCGUAAACGCCGAGCACAACAUAGAAAUGAGUUCAGACAUUGUGUUCCGGUCGCUCAGCUCGCUCGUUACAGAACAUCUUCCGUACAUGCUCAACGCGGGAUUCCAACUCCAAUUAAAGUACCACGAUCACUCCUUCUUCCGGCUUUUGGCCCAGACCGCAGCCUCCGUUACGGAACAGUCACAGCUCCUCAACAGCCUCUUCUUCGACCGCCCGACCAUCUACCGCAUCGCCCGUAUCCUGCAAAGCUACCAGGCUUCCUUUGUGGCGACGCGUGAGACGUUUUCUCAUGGGAUCGCGUAUAUCCCGCCAUUCAUGUACGGUGAGGAAGUGCCGGUUGAAGAGGUCAUGUAUGAUUCCAACCGCAUGUGGCACUUCAACGGGAUCGAUUACCAGAUGAUUGACGAUAGGGAACUGAGGGAGGAAAUGAGGAAGAGGGGGGAGUUGGUGCGGUGCGUCAUGUGUAGGCACAUGGGCAUUGAGGAUUGCUUGAAUGCGGGGGAUGGGAGCCGGUGUGUAGAGUGCAGGAACAGGAUGUUCGAAUGUGGUUAUCUGAGAGAUGAAGACGGGAGGAUUAUUUCGGCAGUUUGA
Molecule: messenger RNA, 1731 nt
Organism: Plenodomus lingam JN3
Lineage: Eukaryota; Fungi; Ascomycota; Dothideomycetes; Pleosporales; Leptosphaeriaceae
Molecular function (GO): protein binding
Source: RefSeq, a predicted model, not a curated record